Molecule: messenger RNA, 15559 nt
Organism: Podarcis lilfordi (Lilford's wall lizard)
Lineage: Eukaryota; Metazoa; Chordata; Lepidosauria; Squamata; Lacertidae
Source: the annotation of a GenBank genome assembly
AUGGAGUUUGCAGAGUUGAUCAAGACCACCAAGGUGGACCAUGUGGUGCUGUCACGUCCAGGACUCCCGUCUGUCAAAGGGACACUUUGCAUCACCAGUCACCACCUCCUUCUAUCUUCCCAGCCAGGGGGAAACGGGGAACAGGGCCAGAUUGAGCUGUGGCUUCUUAUUCGCAAUGUGGACGCCAUUGAGAAAAGGUGACUGUCUCUCCCACAUCAUACCUCUCCUACCCCCAGCCCCAGCAUCACUCGACCCUGUUAAGAAUCACUGAGGCUCCAUAUGCAUGAAAUCAAAAUGCUGUUGCUUUGCUCCCCGGGUUGUGAACUAACCAAACUAAGCCUUACAGAACCUGAGCAAGUCAGAACCCCUUCUAUUCCCCCACACCAAGAACAACUUGCAACGGAGCUGCAGUUUUUAAGAGAAGCAUUGCUGAACCUAAACCUGAGCCCAGAUCGAGGUCUUGCAACGUGACCUCAGUGCAAAAUAUUAGCAAAUGAUGCAAAGCUCUGGGGAGGGCUGUAGCUCAGUGGCAGGACAUCUGCUUGGUGUGCAGAACAUCCCAGGUUCAGUUCCCAAAGGACAUCUUCAGGCAGGGCUGGGAAAGACUCCCUGCCUGAAACCCGGCUGCCAAUUGGUGUAGACAAUAUUGAGUUAGACGGACCAAUGGUCUGACUCAGUAUAAGGCUGCUUUUUAUAUUCCUAUGUUGUUCCUAUCGUGCCCACCUCAGGCUAGUGUCCUGGCUCAUGAAGUCACAGACUAAUAGAAGCAUAGAAUUGUAUAGUUGUAAGGGACCACAGGGGUCAUCUAGUCCAACCCCCGCAAUGCAGGACGAUUUUUCCCAACCUGGGACUAAAAGUCUCAUGCUGCACCAACUGAGCUAUCCUUUUAUGCUUAGCAGUAAUAUCAGAAGAAAGUGCUUUAGGAACAUGGGGAAUAAAAUCUUCCUCUUCUAUAAUACUGAAUUACUCCUUUCCUCCGCUCUAAGGUCCAGUUGCCACCUUUUACCCUGGCUGUGCUCCGCUGCUCUUUUAACAGCAGCCUAAUGUGUGGACAUGGGUGGGACGCGGGUGGCGCUGUGGGUUAAACCACAGAGCCUAGGACUUGCCGAUCAGAAGGUUGGCGGUUCGAAUCCCCGCAACAGGGUGAGCUCCCAUUGCUCGGUCCCUGCUCCUGCCAACCUAGCAGUUCAAAAGCACGUCAAAGUGCAAGUAGAUAAAUAGGUACUGCUCUGGCGGGAAGGUAAACGGCAUUUCCAUGUGCUGCUCUGUUUUGCCAGAAGUGGCUUAGUCAUGUUGCCCACAUGACCCGGAAGCUGUAUGCCGGCUCCCUCAGCCAAUAAAGCGAGAUGAGCGCCACAACCCCAGAGUCGGUCACGACUGAGUCGGUCCCUUUACCUUUACCUUUAAUGUGUGGACACUGAGCAUGUGCUGUUUGAACCAAGUGCUGGCAAAAGAGCCUUGCCUCCCUAAUGUCUUCAUCUCAGGCUGCUGUGAAAGGCAGAAGAGCAGGGCUGGGAGAGAAAGGCUGGUAACCCUGCUGGCUUGGCAAGAAGAUGCUGGGCCGUCUACCUUGCCAAAUGACCCCCAAAUGACCCCCACAUUUGGCUUCUUGUCAGAUGAGGAUCAAACCAGCAACCGCCGCCCAGACCACCAACCUCUUGCAUGCACCUGUGGCACAAUGCUAACCUCUCCUCUUUCCUUCCUGUGACUCCCCAGCGUUCAGAAUCUAAGUUGGUAUCAAAGCGCCCGGACUAACGGCUCCCCCACAGAAACCAGGUUCGCCUUUUAACUCCAUUUCAAGCUGCAAGGCAUGGCCGCAGCUUAGAGGCUUAGUGUUUGUCUGCUCCUCAGCUUGCGCUGCUUGCCAAACUGGUGUGGGGCCUGAAGCAGUCCUGGGCCCCACAUUUCCAGAAGACCCGCCUCAUGCCUGGAAGAUGCCUGCCAUUAUUUUCUUGAACCCUGUUUGUACAGGGAGAAAUACGUACAAGUUAUCCUGCCCUUGAUUUCUGCACCUACAGCCAGGGCGGAGGGGGGGAGGGGGGAUUGUGCAAAGUGGGUGAUAGCCCAGGAAGGCAUAAUCUGAAGCAGAGCUCCCCAGGGCUCAGCCUCAGGAAAUGUGGAAGAAUCACAAUGUGUCUCUGAGCAUGUGCAGUGUGCCCAUCCCUCACCUCUAAGUAUCCACGGCCCGGCCAUUCCCACCACCUGAGUUAUUUAAUGCUGAUUUUAUUUAUUUUUAAAAUUAUUUUAUUUUAUUUAUGUUACUGUUUUGAGAGGACACGUGGCGGGCAGGUGUGGAGAACUCCCUUGUCCUGAAAGGGGUAACUGUGCCCCUGAAGGACCAGGUGCACAGCUUGGGAGUCAUUUUGGACUCUCAGCUGUCCAUGGAGGCGCAGUUCAAUUCUGUGUCCAGGGCAGCUGUCUACCUGCUCCAUCUGGUACGCAGGCUGAGACCCUACCUGCCCGCUGACUGUCUUGCCAGAGUGGUGCAUGCUCUGGUUAUGUCCUGCUUGGAAUACUGCAAUUCACUCUAAGUGGGGCUACCUUUGAAGGUGACCUGGAUACUGCAACUAAUCCAGAAUGUGGCAGCUAGACUGGUGACUGGGAGUGGCCGCCGAGACCAUAUAACACCGGUCCUGAAAGACCUACAUUGGCUCCCAGUAUGUUUCCGAGCACAAUUCGAAGUGCUUGUGCUGACCCUUAAAGCCCUAAACGGCCUUGGUCCAGUAUACCUGAAGGAGCGUCUCCACCCCUGUCGUUCUGCCCAGACACUGAGGUCCAGCUCCGAGGGCCUUCUGGUGGUUCCAGCACUGUGAGGUUACAGGGAACCAGGCAGAGGGCCUUCUCAGUAGUGGUGCCUGCUAUGUGGAACGCCCUCCCCUCAGAUGUCAAGGAAAUAAACAACUAGCUGACUUUUAGAAGACAUCUGAAGGCAGCUGCCGAGAGUGGCUGAGGAAACCCAGCCAGAUGGGCAGGGUAUAAAUAAAUAUUAUUAUUAUUAUUAUUAUUAUUAUUUAUUUAAACACUGAUUUUAACAUUGUAUUUUGCUGUAACCUGCCCUGGGACCCUGUGGAGAAGGGUGGGCAAGAACUUGUAGUAGUAGCAAUAAUAAUAAUAAUAAUAAUAAUAAUAAUAAUAAUAAUAAUGGAGGCUACCUCAAUUAGAGGAGAAUCCUUCCAUCUGCAGACAGCAUAGGAGGUUGCCUUAUCCUGAGUCAUACAGCUGCUCCAUUUAGCUCAGUAUUGUUUAGGACAGCCCACAUGGCACCCUCCAGUUGCUGUUGGCUUAAUGUAGAUUCGAAAAGACAUUUCUGCUCUUUGAGCCAGCUCCCCCCUCUCUGCUUUGCUUUCUGUCGUUCGCAGCAGGCUGCUCAUGUGACUUCCUGCCCAUCUCAAACCCAGAGUGUGCGGCUGAUUGGGAUUGUGGCCAAAGGCCUCCACAUCCGCAGAGAAGUUCGGGGGGGGGGGAGGAAAGUGUCUCUGGCUCUUCCCCUAUUUACUGCCCUUUUAUUUCAUUUCCCCCUGCAGGCUUGCAAACGCUUCGGGCACCAUCACGCUCAAAUGCAAAGACUUGAAAAUUCUGCAGCUGGAGAUUCCUGGGAUGGAGGAGUGUCUUAAUAUUGCCAGCUCCAUUGAGGUGAACAACAUGCCCAUCCCAUGUAGCUUUAUCUGAACUCGGAUGUAGAUAAAUGCCCUCUGAACAUGCGCAGAGUGCCUGUCAUUGCCACAGCCAGCCCACAAAUUCCUUGGAAAAAGGUAGCAGGGAUGGUCCCUUCUGCCUCUGCACCCCCUCUAUAACGGUCAACUUUCCCCCUUUUUUAAGGGAAAUUCCCUUAUUCCGAAUAGGAUUCCUCGCAAGAAAAGGGAAAAGUUGACAACUAUGACCUCCUCCAAUGGUAGAUUAAAUUACCUUGGCCUUUGAGGGAAGGAAAAGCACUUUGUAGCAGCUCAAAAUGACAACUAGAGGGUAGGAUGAGUAACUGAGGUUCCCCUUCUCUCCCCCAAAUCAUAACAGGAAGGCAAAGACAUAACUUAAAUUCUGGUUCUAUUUUAAAAAAAUCUGUAAGUGUGGAGGGUCCAAGUUGAGCCUGUGAGUGUCAGUACCUGAAUCUACACUGCUAUGGUGGCCCGCAGCCAGCAUUCCUGACCUGGGGUUGCUAGCUUGAGUGGCCUACUCUCUCGACCAGCCAAAGGGGCAGGAGGCUUUGCUAGACCAGACCUAUCCCCUCCAGAAAAGCAGAUCUCGCUGGUGCAUUUGUAUGGAUGAUGUACACCAGCCUUCUUCAACCAGGUGCUCUCCAGAUGUAUUGGACUACAACUCCCAUCAACCCCUGCUAACACAGUGGUUGUGUUUGUAGCCAGAAAUAUCUGGAAGUGCUGACUUGGGCUGACCUGCCAUUCAAAACAUCUGCAGGGCCCUAGGCACACACACACACACACACACACACACACACACACACACACGGGUCCAGUGCACGUCACUAUAAACCAUAGUUAAUGGUUAGUCAUGCAUGCACUAAGCUGGGCUGUUGUGCACUUCCCCAGUCACACUUAGGAGAAACAAAUGAUCCCUGGCUUAGCGUAGUUUCAGUCCCAAACUAUAAUCAGUAAUCCAAGAACAAACGAUUUCACUGUUGAAUAGCUCUUACCACUUAUAAUAAACUACUCUCUUCUUGUAAUUUGGAUCCUUUGUUUCAGAUCCUUCCCUCUGGAGCAGCAGAAAACAAGCUUGCUCCAUCUUCCAUGGGACAGCCCUUCAGAUAUUUGAAGAUACCAUAUUUUUUCAUGUAUAACACGCCCCUGUCUAUAACAUGACCCCCUAUUUUGGGGGACUCAAAGUUAAGAAUAGGGGAGGGGAUUGACCAGAAUUGUUGAGCUUUUUGUGGGGGGAGUUGCUCAGAGUUGUUGAGUUUUUUUGGGGGGGGGGAUGGAUGCCCACACUUGUUUAGCUUGGGCGGGGGGGGGGGGGAGAUUGCCGGAAAUUACUCACCAUAAUGACUGGCCCAGACGAUAGCACACGUCGUAGAAGCCAACUGUCGCCUCCCGGUUGCCGCUAGCAGCAGCAAAUCGUAUUCAUGAUUGGCGCACCAGCAGCCAAUCAACAGCGACCCUUGACGCAGCCAACAAACAGGCGUGGCUACAACCAAUUGCCCAUCACCCCUCAGCACUACCCAUGUAUAAGACGACCCCAAAAUUUUAACAUGGUUUUGGGGUAAAAAAACAACAACCUAGUCUUAUACAUGGAAAAAUACGGUAUUUGACAACCUCUCAGUUGUCUCUUCUGCAGGCUAAACAUACCCAACUCCCACAGAUUAGGGAUCAGCAACAGCUUGCCCUCUGCCCAAAAUUCAGCCUCAUGAACAAUGCAGGGAGCCAACCCAAAAGGGAAAAGAGAAACCAAGGCAAUGGGAUUUGUCUGAAGGCUAUUCUGCCCAGGGUUGGGAGAAGUGACUUGCUCCCCACCAUUCUCUGUCUCCUUUGUCAGCCUGGGUCUCUGGUGAGGCCAGUUUCCGACCAGCCUGCAGCUGCAACUAUCUUCUACCCCACCCCACCCCCCCAAAAAGGAAGAAAAACUAAUGAAGUGCCGCAGUAUUGCCAAUCAACACAUUUUCCCCAUCUUUAUAACAGCAACUUUUAUUUAUUGGAUUUCUUCCAGGGAACUCAGGGCAGCCUAUGUUGCUUUCCCCAGCCCACGACCCUUUUUAUUCCCAGAACAUAUGAGAAGCUCCAGGUCACUGACUCAUGGCCACGCGUCAGAAUUGGAACCCAGGUUCCGUCUGAUGCUGUGACCACAAAGGACCCCGUUGAUAGGAAAGGGGGAAACUUGCACCUCCCAGGCACAUACCUGAGUUGCUCCCAUGCAGGCGGGGGGCGGGGCAGCUUUGCCUUACAAACACUGGCCUUAGAACAUGGGUAGGCAAACUGAGGCCCAGGGGCCGGAUCUGGCCCAAUCGCCUUCUAAAUCUGGCCCACGGACGGUCCAGGAAUCAGCAUGUUUUUACAUGAGUAGAAUGUGUCCUUUUAUUUCAAAUGCAUCUCUGGGUUAUUUGUGGGGCAUAGGAAUUCGUUCAUGAUUAUUUUUUCCAAAAUAUAGCCCAGCCCCCCCACAAGGUCUGAGGGACAAUGGACCAGCCCCCUGCUGAAAAAACUUGCUGACCCCUGCCUUAGAAGCACCCAGAAGUGACUGGGGGGUGUUGCAAGACUGGCUGCAGGAGGGGCUGGCUUGCAUCCCGCAGGCAGCACAGAAAGGCUCUCUGGCUCUUUGGCAAGAGUUGCUGCUGGCCUGUUUAUUUGUUCGUCACUAACCCACUAGCAAAGGCAGCCUCUGUUCACCUCGGGAUUUCCUUGUUGGAAGGCAAACAAUACGGAGAGGUGGAAAAGCAUGAAAAAGAUCCAAGUUAUUUUUCCACAUCAGGCACCAUUAACCCUUCCAGAGGGAUGUCCCUGAGCAGCAAGGCAGCGAUGGCAGGAAAGGUCAUCACUUCCCCAGGAUCCAGUUCUGAGAAGCCAGAGCUGCGCAUGCAGUACAAUUCAGAAUGUCAUGCGAGAUGCACUCAAGGCCACCAAUGCUGCCUUGACUGCUCAACGACAUAGAGUUGCAUGGGCAAUGCAAAACACUAACGCCCAGACACACACCCCAGUAUUAUUAUUUUGCAGUAUCUCCCUCUCUGGCUUCUGGGAUGCUUGCCCAUAUGGUUUCAAGCAUCUCUUUGCAGCCAUAAGGACUAUAAUAUCUUCUUCUUCUUUUUAGAGUAAAAGCUGGCACCCUGAUGCAUCAGCCCAGCCUUGCUCUAUCGUUAACAGCACCAAACAGAAAAAGGGUGGGGAAAUAGCCUGCAAGAUAAAGAGAGAGUGCUUUGGUGCAGGAGAACGCACACAUCCAUCUGACAAUUUUCCCUGCACAAACUCUUGGCUGCUGCAACUCAUGAAGCUCAGGGCUUUCAAAUUAUUAUUAUUUCUAAAAUUUAUAUACCGCUUGAUUGUUUAGAAACCCUCAAAGCAGUUUACAAAAAUAAUUCUAGACACUGGAGAUGUUUUAAGUCUGUGCCGCUCCCUCUUCCCCAUGGUUGGCAGACCCAGAGCCCCUUAAGCAGGUUGUUUAGGUAAGUGGCAGCGGCGGGGUGUGUGGGGGCGCUGCUGGUUCGAAAAGACACAAUUUGUCUCGACCAGCCUUCACCAACCCGGUGCCAUCUACAUGUUUUGGACUACAACUCCCAUGAGCCUCAUGCUGGCUGGGGCCGAUGGGAGCUGCAAUCUGAAACAUCUGGAGGCCCCCAGACUGGUGAAGGCUAAGUGUGGGGAAAGCUCCUGGGGAUGAUCCACCGCCCUUGUUCUCUCGCAGGCCCUCUCCUCCGUGGAGUCAGUGAUGAUGACGUACCCCUUCUUCUACAGACCCCAGAACAUGAAGCUGGAAGACGGGUGGGGGCUGCACCACCUUGAGGAAUUCUACCAGCAAAUAGCUGCAGAUGUGAGUCACGAGGGUCUGUGGUUUUGCAGAGGCAGAGAAAAGCAGGGGUGACGGCUGGGGGGGCAACUUUCCUCCCCUCCAUGUCCAAAGGAGCAGCACCCCUUCACUCCCUGCCAGCCUUGCAGUUAGUGUGGACCACAAGCCAUAUUGCCCAGAGCACACACACACCAUUCACCCUGGCACCCAUCAAAAUGUCUCCUCUUCCCCUAGGGCAUGGCAAGCAAUCCCACCCGAUAGCCAACUCUUGACCCUGAACUGCCUCCUCCCCAUAUCCCAUAAAGGGUGGGGUGGUGGGACAUUUAGUCCCUGGAGGGGACACCCAACUGGAUGACAGCAUCAAAAGAAACAGUAUUCUACUUGCCACUGGACUUGACAAUUUCCAGAUAAAAUUUCCUUUUUUUUUCAAAUUUCCUUUUCAUUUUACACUUGAAACAAUAACAUUUCAAAUAAAAGAAACACACAAUUAAUAUUGACUUCCCUUCACCACCACCCCUUCCAUGGUGCAUUUUAUUACUUUCUUUUCCAUUACUUAAUUCUAACUUCUCCCUAUAUCUUAUUUUCUACUUGACACUGGACCUGACAAUUUCCGAAUAAAACUUCCAUUUCAAAAAAUGACCAGCUAUAUAGAAUCUACCUUAAAAAUUGUAUAUAAUCAUUUAUUUUAUCUACAUAUGAUUAAACCUGAUUAAAUGUAACUUUUUUUUAAGGCUGCUAUUAUAACAAGGGGUCCUCCAACUUAACUGCCCUGAUCCUUUCCUUUGGCCUGAAGUUUCAUUGCAGUUUAAAGAAAACCACACCACGCACACACACAGAUACACCAACCUGCCACUGUGGGGCUUGGCGGACACACACCAAAAACAAUGGGGAGGCUGAGGGAGGAGCUCAGUGCCAAACAAUUGGGCUGCUUCUGGCUGAAGGAGAGCAGUUCCAGACCUCUGCCUUGCAGGCUACGAGAAACAAUCUGACGUUGACCCACUUCCCAGACAGGUGCCUGGAGGCUCAGCUACGUCAAUGAGGAUUUUGGGGCCUGCUCCAGCUACCCACCCGUUGUCAUCGUGCCAACCAAAGUGGAGGAGGGAGCCCUGAGAGAGAGUGCCCGCUUCCGUCACGGGGGACGAUUCCCCAUCCUCAGCUAUUACCACAAAAAGAAUGGGACUGUGAGUCCAGUGUCUCUUUCCUGUACCCAUCUUCCCACAGACAACCCACUCCUAGUUUCUUGUGUUAUUCUGCGGUGGCGAGUAGUGGCAGCGGAGCUUCAGAAAACAAGCUUGCCUGUUUUGUCUGAAGCUGAGCAAGUUAUGCAAAAAAAAAAAGCAUGUCACUUAUUUGGUAAAUUAGUAAGCUGCCCUUUGGAGCAAAAAUUAGGCAAGAAAUGGUGCAAUGUGAACUUGCAUAACUGAUGCACAGUUGUAAUCUGUCGUGCAGUUACAUUAGGAAGCUCCCUUGCCAUGAGCCAGACCACUGGUCCACUAGUGAAAAUAGUCCUCUGCUCAAUUAUGGUCUGGGAAAGAAUACAGGAAGGGAGCCUGAUGCAAAGUCUAGCCAGCUCAGCAGCUCUCUGGGGUUUCAGACAGGGGUGCCCUUUCCCAGGCCCAUCAGAGGACUGAACCUGGACCUUUUGCAUGAAAGCAAAAGGACUAUCCUCUUUAAAAAGAUACUGUGGCAUUUGAAAAGGUUCAGAAAAGGGCAACCCAAAUGAUCAAGGAGGGAAUGGAGAGCCUGCCCUGUGGAGAAAGGUUGCAGCGGGUGGGACUUUUCAGUAAGAGGCGACACGGUAGGAAUUUAUAUAAUUCUGCAUGGUAUGGAGAAAGUGGGAAGAGAAAAACUCCCCCCCCCCUCUCUCUCAUAACACUAGAACUUGCGAAGUUGAAUGUGAGAAGAUUUAGGACAGAUAAAGGAAACUCCUUCAAGCAGCUAUGGAGCUAUGGAACACACUCCCUCAGGAGGCAGUGAGGGCCACCAACUUGGCUGGGCAAAUUCAUGGAGGUCAUGGCUAUCAAUGGCUACUAGCCAUCAUGGCUGUGCUCUGCCUCCACAGCCAGAGGCAGAAAUGCUUCUAAAUACCAGUUCCUGGAAACCGCAGAAGGGCUGACACUGGUCAGCCACUGUGAGAACAAGAUGCCGGGCUAGAUGGGCCAACAGGCUCUUCUUCUGCACUUUACUCCUGAGCUAGAGCCGCCCCUGUUGCAAAGGAUAUUAUUAUCAUUAUUACCACCUCAUGGAAUUUAUACACCACUUGAUUGUAAAAGCAAAACAAAAUCAGAGUCGUUCACAAAAAAUAAAAUAAAAUCAUCAAUGAGAAAAAUUAACAGCAAUAAUUUAAGACUUCCGGAAAGCUAAAACAGCAACAGACUAAAAACAGAUGAGAAAAGAUUGACUCCCUUGGCCCCUAUGGCAGUGUUCCUGCAGGGAUUUGCAACGGCCGCUGCAGGGCAAGAGAGCAGAAAAGAACUGCUCCAGUGCCGCCACAGAAGCCCCCUCGCCCCCACUAUCCUUUUCAUGUUGCUUUGGCAGGUGAUGCUCCGCAGCAGCCAACCGCUGGUGGGGCCCAACCGGAAGCGCUGCCGGAAGGAUGAACUGCUGCUGCACGCUGUGCUGGCAGGUGGGGACCGGGGCUUUGUCCUGGAGACCAGGUCAGCGCAGGCAGCCAAGCAGGCAAGGAUGCUGGGGGGAGGCACAGAGCACCGGAGCGCCUAUCCUGGUUGGAAGAGAUUUCACCGGCCUCUGGAGAGGUGAGCAUGCCCUCUGGGCCCCAGAAAUGAAAUGGGGCAGUAGUUAAUCAGAGCUCAACCGUCUAGCUGAGUGGGUGGCUUUGGGCUGGUGACCGUCUCUCUCAGUCUAACCUACCUCCCAGGGUGGUUGUGAGGAUAAAACAGGGAAUGGGGAACCACAUUUGUAUAAACUCCCUGCAGGAAAGGUGCGGUAUGAAUGUGAGAAAUAAAAUAACAAGCAGGGCAUACCAGGGCACAAAUGGAAUGAAAAACCGAUUUUGAAAGAAAAGUCGAUUUUAAAAGAAAAAGUCCAAGAGAAGGGAAGAGAUUGAUGUUCUUCUUAAAGUGCAAAGGAGAAUAAGCAGAGCCGGGUGUGGUCUGUGCUUGCUUAUGUGGCUCUGUCUACUUUGCAGGCAUCACCUGGUUUACAGGUAAUUUCUUCUGCUGAGAUAGUACAGGAAAUAUCACUGAUGAUGGGCCUGGGAUCAAAUUACAUAUCUCCAGGUCCCAGACUAAUUUCUUUUUUAUUCUUUCAGAUCAACAAUUUUAAAAAUACGAUUUCAACAGUACCUACCCCCUCAAAGCUCCAUCUAUAACCAAACAAGUUAAUAGCUCAAAAAGUAAAAGGCAGCUGUGUUGGUCCUUAAUUCUCCUCCUGCCUCAAAUUCAUGAAAAAACCUGAUUGCCAUUUGCUCCGAUUCAGCAGCAGAGCACAGGUUUUCCUAGGGAAAGUGCAGAGACAAAAAACAACAAUACUCAAACAUGGAGCUUUAAAAACACGGCAAAAAGGGAAGUAGGGAUGAGCAGAGGCAUCCAUCCUCCAAUUGUGGAAGGAGAAUGUAGCUUUCAUGGCUAGUAGCCACCGAAUGGCUUAUCCCCCACAUGUUGACCAAGUCUCCUUCUCUCUCUCUCUUUGCUCCUUUCCUGCCAACCCCCCCCCCAGGGGUCGUCCCCUCCAAGAGAGCUUCAUCAAGCUGGUGGAGGCUUGCAAUGACCCAUCCCACAACAUGGACCGCUGGCUGAGCAAGCUUGAAGCCUCCAAAUGGCUGUAUCACGUCAAGGAAGCCUUGAGCACCGCCUGCCUUGCGGCCCAGUGCAUGGACAGGUACUGAUGCAGGCGGGGAGUCCCAGACACCUCCCUCUCUCCCAUCCUCUGCAGCAGGCUGAGGCGACAGGGGCUCAGGUGAACUCUGCAGAGGCAGGCGGAGAAUAGACUAGAAAGGGGGAUUAGAAAGGAGGGGUGAGAAGACGGGAGGAAAGGUCCCUCAAGUAGGACCACAUUUCUGUUGGACUGGGCAGGGUGGUGCCAAGCUACUGAGCAUUCUGCGGCUUGCUUACAGGGAGGAGGCCUGCGUCCUGGUACACGGAGCCGAAGGAACGGACACGACCUUGCUGGUGACAGCCCUUGCCCAGGUCAUCCUGGAUCCCAACUGCAGGACACUCGCCGGGUUCCAGGGGCUGCUGGAACGGGAGUGGAUACAGGUACCUGCGCUGGGUGGGGCUUCAAGUGCCAGGGCUCAGUCCGAAGGGUGCCCUGCUGCCCUGCAUCUUCAGAUCCUAUGGGAUUAUCCUCCGCACAUCCUUUAUCUCUGGCUUUACAUACUGACUCUCAUUAUAAACCAGCCUUUUCCACAAAGGAUAAGGCAACCAUUAGCUCCUAAUUGUGAAGGCUGUACGGUAGCCUUGAGCAGAUCUUUCCAUAUGGUGGAUCUUUGCCAGGUCAGUCUACAACUCCCAUCAGCCCCAGACAGCAUGGCUGUAUGAUGCUGGAGUUGAUGGGAACUGGGCCGUGUUAGCAGGGCCUGGUGGGAGUUGUAGUCUAAAAUUAUCUGGAGUCCACCAGAUUGGUGAAGGCUGCUAAAAGCCAUUCAAGCAAGCCUGUGUGCUAGAGGUAUGUGUGGCCAUCACACACAUGUACAUUAAUGUGUGCAUGUGAUUGUGCAUGCAGACAGGAGGCCAUAAGGACUAGCUACCCCCUUUUUAUCUUCCCACCUGCCCACUGCUCCUUGCUCCUCCUCUCCUCCCAGGCUGGGCAUCCGUUCUGCCUCCGCUGCGCCCACUCAGCCUACUCCCACGUCCGUCUCAAGCAUGAGGCGCCCACCUUCCUCCUCUUCCUUGACUGCGUCUGGCAACUGGGGCGCCAGUUUCCCUUAUCACUGGAGUUCAACGAGGGCUUCCUCUUGGCGCUCUUCGAGCACAGCUACGCGUCUCCCUAUGGCACCUUCCUGUGCAACAACGAGAAAGAAAGGUGAGGCAAAAGUUGGGAGAGCGAUACUGAGACUAGAGGCAAAGAGGCUCGGCAGCAGGGCGGGCAUCAAACAGCUUGACCAGGUCUUCAAAAUGUCAUCCAAUGAUUUGAACUGGGAAUUUGAGCUUUCAUAGGCAGCUGCCCUAUAGAGUCAGAUCACUGGCUCAUCAAACUCGGUCCUCUCUACACCAGAGGUGGGGAACUGGAUCCAGCCAGCCAGCCAGAUCCUUAAAUCUCCAUCAACAUGCCCGUGGACAGGAUCCCAGUGAUUGUCAGGGCUUCAAACCAUACAGCUGAGAGCUGAUGGUUGGUUUCCUGUGCCCUGGGCUUUGCUGGCCUGCAAGCCCCUCUUUGGCCCAGUGGCAUCCUUAUUUUUAUAGGGGCAGGUGGGCAAGGCUUGGUCGAAAUGGCCACACAGGCCAAAUGGGGGAGGCCUGGCAGGCCUACUAUGACCGGCAGCAGCUUGCCACAGUUUCAGGCAGGGGUCUUGCCCAGCUGUGCCUUGAGAUGCCAUUGACUGAACAGGGGACCGUCUACAUGCAAAGUAGAUCUUCUGCCACUAAGCUAUGGCCCCGCACUGCCAGAAGGUAUACAGGUGUCCUGCUCCUGAACUGUGACUCCUCCAAUCUAAUGGCAGUCAGGGCUAGGAGAAAAAUUGAUGGCAACAGCUCAAGUGUUCACAGCAAGCUCACACAAUCAAAAGGCCAUGGGACAUUCCAAUGCAACUCUUGCAUUGUUACUGGCUCUUAUAAAUUACAGCGCCACAUGGUGGAGAUGAAGAGCAGGAAAGGCAGCACUUCUGCACCAUGGUAAAGGUAAAGGGACCCUGACCAUUAGGUUCAGUCGUGACCGACUCUGGGGUUGCGGUGCUCAUCUUGCUUUAUUGGCCAAGGGAGCUGGCGUACAGCUUCCAGCUCAUGUGGCCAGCAUGACUAAGCCGCUUCUGGCGAACCAGAGCAGCGCACGGAAACGCCGUUUACCUUCCCUCCGGAGUGGUACCUAUUAUCUACUCGCACUUGGACAUGCUUUUGAACUGCUAGGUUGGCAGGAGCAGGGACCAAGCAACGGGAGCUCACCCCGUCACGGGGAUUUGAACCACCGACUUUCUGAGCGGCAAGUCCUAGGCUCUGUGGUUUAACCCACAGCGCCACCCGCGUCCUGCACCAUGGUAGGUGCCCCUAAAAAGAACUAUCCCUGUGCAGGUUGAGUGAUUAUAUAAAUCCAGACACACACAAACACAAAUGCAGAGGCUGGUGCUCUUGCUUGCAUUGACCCCCAACCCCACCCACACCUCUGCCAACCACUCCAGCCCCAUCCUUCCCUUUACAUCUCCCCCAAGCCCCCAUCCUCACACAGCUCCUGUGUCCCACAACCCCUGCUUUAUUCAAACCUCUGCUGUUGUUUAAAACCACCAUUUUUAAACCUGCCUAUUCUUUUGCUCCCCUCUCCCAUCCUGGCCUCAUGCAAAACCAGGUUUGUAGUGUGGCACUACAAAUCCUCUAAUGGAGACUGUGUGGUGACACCCUUACAUUUUUAUGUGUAUAGGAGAGAGCAACAGGCAAAGAGAAAACACACACACACACAAUCUACUUUCACAGGGAAAUGUCACCAUCAGGUGAGAAAUUGCCACCGUGCUUUCAUGGUUACUCGUUCUUACGGAUGCAACCCCCACUCUGUGGUGAAACAGAGAUGCAGCCACAAGAUGGGAGGGGCACCCAAAAGCUAGAAGUACAAAACAGCUUAUGCACAUCCGAUUGCAGUUGCUCACAUCAGCUCUCUCUAUUGUCAAGAUCUCAGGAUUCACUGUCAUUGUAGAUCUCAGGAUAGGAUUGGGGAACUCGCGGCCGUCUUUCAUUCUCUAUCACUGGCCACAUUGGCUGUUGGUGGGAACCACAAGGUCUCCCUCCUUGCCCCAACAGGAGUGCUCAAGUUUCUGGUUCAGACCCUCCCAGCCAGCCAGACCUUCCCUCCAGGGUUCCGCUCCUAUCCCCAAACUGCAGGGUAGUUCAACAUGUGCAGCACCUGUGUAUUAUAUUAUUAAACACUUCUCCACAUUCUAGCAUAGCCUUUACCAACAAGGUUUCUUCCAGAGGUUGGUGAAGACUGUUCUAGCUCAGACCUACCCCGCAAGAGGGACUAAAAUGUCACCAUCUCCCCCUGCAGGAAGCUCUGUGAUGUGAAGGAGAAGACGCACUCACUCUGGCCCUGGCUGAACAGCAAAGGGGAGGAGUUCCUGAAUCCGCUCUAUGCACACAACCCCUUGGUUAUCUGGCCAUCGGUGGAGCCCCAAAGUUUGCUUCUCUGGCAAGGUAGGAUAGAUAAGCCCAUUCUCUCUCAAAAUAGGGACAUCAAUUUGCUUUAUUUGGACUCUGUGGUCUGUAACCAAACCCAAGCCCCCCACCAUAUCAGGACAGAAUUAUGAGAGGAAUUCAAUAUAGCACUAAAACAAAUGUUUCAUCAGCACAAGCAUUUCUGGUUACAUGAUGGAAAAACCUCCUCUCUCCUUCCCCCAACUUGUUUUGAAGCAUAGAGGGAGUAGGGGAAGGCCCACUGCACUAGCAGGAACCCAGUGAGGGCAAAUUUUCAGUCUUCUUGAGGACUUGAAAAAAAAACAACCAUCGUUUUGUGUGGACAACUUGGGGGGGGUUCCUUUUAAAGAAACUUUAAUUAACUUUAGCCAUUUCUCUUAUACAUUGGGGUUUCAAGGAACAUUUCAUUUUAGUCCUUUGCCAUUGUGGUGCAAUCAAAUUGUCAGUUUAACCUUUUAUUGCAUAAUUUCACUGACUGAUUCGGAUUAUGCUACAACAUGCCCAUUUGGGAUAUCCAAAUACCUUUCCUAUUCCUUCAGCUGUGGCAUUUUACUCGAUAUUCCUCUUCCAGACUAUUACUGUUAUGGUAAUACUGCUACCAUCCCAAUCAAAGCAAGAGCCCAGAGUCGAAGGGGAGUAGAAGAGGAAAUAUCUUUAAUUACUACUUUUUCAACCUGCUGUAUAUGGGGAUAUAGAUAUUAAUCUAACAAUUUCCUACAGGCUUAUUCCUCCGCUGGGUCCGCUCAUCCCACCAUCUAGAUGACGCAUGGGGAGAAAUUCAGAAAAUAGUGAAGUCCACACAGGAAGACUCAGUGGGAUGGCACUAA